GUUCCUCAAUCAAACGCACAAAUUUUGCAUUUUAACAUUGCUUUAAAUGAUACGGGAAGCGCUGGACUUGGUUUAAGCCUGAAAGCUCGUGCUAUUAUGAAACCGGACAAAACGAGAUAUGACUGUGGAAUUUUCAUUAAAAAAGUUUUGCACGGUGGUGCGGCGUAUAAAGAUGGUCGUUUAAAAGUUAACGAUCAGUUAAUCGGCAUUGAAAAUAUUGAUCUACGAUUGUUUCGUAAAAACGCUGAAGCGAGUGAAGCGAUAACAAAAUGUCUUAAAGAAAUCGGUUUAUUUGCAUUUCCGUAA
Messenger RNA from Dracunculus medinensis (Guinea worm), 306 nucleotides. The record is from the annotation of a GenBank genome assembly. Lineage: Eukaryota; Metazoa; Nematoda; Chromadorea; Rhabditida; Dracunculidae.